Messenger RNA from Effrenium voratum, 1905 nucleotides. The record is from the annotation of a GenBank genome assembly. Lineage: Eukaryota; Dinophyceae; Suessiales; Symbiodiniaceae.
AGCAGCAAAAUGGCUUAGUUCGAAGGAUGGUUGUGGGCGAUGGGCGGCGCGCCAUAGCGCGCCAGGUCUUGGACCGACCAGCCCAAGGUGAGGGCGCAAGCCCAGCAUGGAGUGCUUGCAGCCACCCCCACCUGCACGUCCGCCGGCCGUGACACCGCCACCACGAAAUCCACAGAGGUCUGAUUCUGGUGACGAUGUACGCAAGGUGCAGAGCGCACCACCGACCGGUUCUCAAGAGGAAACCGACCCGAUGAUGGCAGGCAGGCACUCCAAAUUAUACCAGCGGCGCAAGGAAGUAGAGGCAGAGUUGAGGAAUCAAUUUAACUUGCCGGAGGAAGCAGUGGCAGUGCUAAGCAAAUUGCGCUCCAGGCGCUCUGAGAACCCUUAUGGCUGCCCGCCGCCUGUGCCGAAACCCCGCAUCAGCAAGUCGAAGCUGCCGCCAAUCCCAAAGCCAUCUGAACAACAACACGCCCGUUGGGGUUUGGAUGAAAGCCCAGAACCACGCAAGGCAGAGGCCAAAGAUGAGCCGCCGUGGUGGAAGUUGGAGCAGGAAAACCUGGCCAGGCGUAACCACGAGCGGGAGUCUCAUUUGGCGGGCUCUGAAGAGCCUCGUUCAGCAGCACAAGAUGCUGCUGGCUAUGUGCAGGGCCACCUGGACCGCUCCUUGCACAAGCGGCCACAAAGUUGGCGCAUGCGUAGGCCUGAGCAGAACGGGCCAGCUGACCGCUGGCAAAGCCAAGCCUCACACGAAGCAGAAGGCGAAGGCUUCAAGGAAGAGCCAUGGCAAGCCAAGGCGAAGGAGCUGGAGGAGAUCGCCAUGGCGCACCGGCGGCGCCAUGAGGAGCUGAAGAGACGGCGGGCGCAGGCUGAGGCUGAGUAUGAUGCGGAAGCCAGGGAGGCAGAGGACCGCCAUCAAUGUGGGAAUGUGGCAAGCCGCGGAAAGCAUUCCCAGGAGUAUUUGAGAGAGCUCCGCCACCGAGAGGAGCAACGGUUCGAGGAGAUGAGGCAGGAAGAGAUGCGCAAGCUACAGAGGGAUCGAGAUGAGGCAAGGAAGCGAAGACAGGAGCAGGAGGAGUGGGAGAAAGAGAUUCGGCGUCAAUUCGCGGAGGAGGCGGAACAUCUGAGAGCGGCUCAGUCAAAGCAGCAGGAGGUUGAGGAGGAGCAGCAAAGGCAAUGGCAAGAAGGAGCGCGGAGACAAGAGGCCGAACGAGAAGAACGGCGACGUCGGGAGGCUGAGAGACAUGAAAGACAUCGUGCUAGACAGGCCGCACGUCGGGCUGCGCAGGCGAAGGCUGAUCAAUCGCCGGAGCCGCCAAGAACCGGGCAGGAGCAGGUACCGCCACGCCCGGAAUGCAGAAAUCGGCAUGAUGCGGACCCCCGCCGCGCGUCAUCCCAGCCGCCCACCAGCCCUCAUGCGCCGCCGCGGCCGGCUCCUCCGCCGCCAGCCCCAGGACGUCAUGAGUCCAGAUCCCACCUCCGGGCGAGGAGCGAGCAGGUCUUCCGAGAGUCCAAGAAGUUCUCCACGGGUGAACUGCAAGCAGCUAAAUCUUCUGCGAUGCGUCAGUUGCAAUCUUUGAAGCAGAACCCUUCCCGCGAAGCUCGCCAGAAGGGCUUUAAGGAUCUCCUUCGAAUGUGGCAUCCUGACAAAAACCCAGAGAGUUCGGAAAUCGCCACAGCCGUGUUUCAGAUGAUUCAAGCAGAAAGAAGCCGGGUCUUGCCCAAAUGACCUGGCCAGGUGAAACGUCAUUGAAGCUCGUAUCAGUAAAAAGGCAGAUUACUGAUCCGAGCUCCCGUGUUUGGCGCUGUACAGAAUGCUUCUCGCAGUAAGUAGUCGAGGCAAUCCGUCCAAUGGGGCAGGAAGCCUGGCCUGUAGAACAGUAGGCUUUACAUCGGUUCUCCGCAUGA